This is a messenger RNA of Vicia faba (fava bean), 639 nucleotides long. Lineage: Eukaryota; Viridiplantae; Streptophyta; Magnoliopsida; Fabales; Fabaceae. The record is from the annotation of a GenBank genome assembly.
AUGGACGUUUAUUUUGAAAACCCUAACCCAUUUUCUGGAGUUAAUAGUAAUAUACCUCCUCCUCUUUCCUCUGAUUUCAUUAACUUAUCUGAUUAUCUCGAGCUUGAUGAUGAUCUUGUUGCUGCUAAUCAAGACUCUAAUUGGUCACUAAGUACAGAAACUCCUGAAUCAUCUGAUAGAGCAGGUUCCAUUAAUGAUAUUAAUGUCAUUAAUCAAGGGUUUAGUGAUGAGAUUGAAACCUCUAUCAACAACAACAAUAAUAACAUGAUCAUAAAACGCAAAGGUAGAGGGAUUAAUGAAAGUACAGUAGAAGUGAGUCCAAGGGUUACGUUUAGAACGAGAUCGCAGUUUGAGAUUAUGGAUGAUGGAUACAAAUGGAGGAAGUAUGGAAAGAAGUUUGUCAAGAAUAAUUCCAACCCAAGGAACUACUAUAAGUGUUCAGGUGAAGGAUGUGGUGUGAAGAAGAGGGUGGAAAGGGAUAGGGAAGAUACAAGCUAUGUGUUAACAAGUUAUGAUGGUGUCCACAAUCAUGAGAGUCCGUGCACUUCGUACUACACUCCACCAGCAAUGUCUUUGGUGUAUUCCAAUGAAUGGCAACUGCAGCAGCAGCCUUCUGCAAACUCAUCAUCUUCUAGUUAA